CCCUGCCCUGCCCUGCCCCUCGGCGAUCUCAAGAGCCCCCGCCCGCCCCGCCUCUCUUCCUCAGCCCCCCACCUCUUCGAUACCCCCGAUAAAACCCCGCCCCCGUAUCCACCUGGCCAUCCCCCUCCCUCCCUCCCUCCUCGUUUCCUCCAAGACAAGCAACCAAGCAAGCAAGGCAAGCCGCGCGCCCACGCCCGCGCCCGUGACCGACUGAGGGAAGUACGGCUCCGACCCCAUGGCGCUCUCCUGCAUGAGGUGCCCCGCGGGCGCCACCGGCUCCGCCCGACGCGCGCCGUUUGCCACGGCGGCGGCCGCGGUCUCCUUCGCCAGAUGCGGCGGCCUCGGGAGGUCCGCCUCCGCCGCCGCUGCCGCGUGUUGGCGCAUCCACGCCGUCGCCCCGCAGGGAGCGAAAGCUCCCAUGACUGCUGAUGUGAAGCAUGUUGUCACACCUCCUGCCUCACCAAAGGUGGAAAAUGGCUCUCCGUCGGAAAUCACUCUGGAUGAAUUUGAAGACUUGAGUGCUCUAUGCAAGAAUGGCAAUGACGAUUCUACUGUUAGCAUCACUGUAGUUGGAGCAUCUGGUGACCUUGCCAAGAAGAAGAUAUUUCCUGCCCUUUUUGCUCUCUACUAUGAAGAUUGCCUUCCCAAGCAUUUCACCAUCUUUGGCUACGCACGGAGCAAGAUGACAGAUGCUGAACUGAGGAACAUGGUUAGCAAAACACUGACUUGCAGAAUUGAUAAAAGGGAAAACUGCAGUGAGAAAAUGGAAGAGUUCCUCAAAAGAUGCUUCUAUCAUUCAGGCCAAUAUGAUUCAGAAGAACAUUUCCUAGAUCUAGACAAGAAGCUAAAGCAACAUGAGGGUCCCAGAGUUUCUAACCGCCUUUUCUACUUGUCAAUACCUCCUAAUAUAUUCUUGGAUGUUGUAAAAUGUGCAAGCAAAUCAGCAUCUUCGGUGAAUGGUUGGACAAGAGUAAUUGUUGAGAAGCCCUUCGGUCGAGACUCCGAAUCCUCUGCUGCGUUAACAAGAGGUCUAAAGCAGUACCUUGUAGAGGACCAAAUUUUCAGGAUUGACCAUUACUUAGGAAAAGAACUGGUGGAGAAUUUGUCUGUCCUUCGCUUCUCGAAUCUCGUUUUUGAGCCGCUCUGGUCAAGACAAUAUAUAAGAAAUGUGCAACUUAUAUUCUCAGAAGACUUCGGUACUGAAGGACGUGGAGGAUACUUUGAUGGCUACGGUAUUAUUCGAGACAUAAUGCAGAAUCAUCUCCUUCAGAUACUAGCCUUAUUUGCAAUGGAAACUCCUAUCAGUUUGGAAGCAGAGGAUAUAAGAAAUGAGAAGGUUAAAGUUCUUCGUUCCAUGAAGCCAUUGCAGCUGGAAGAUGUGGUCGUAGGACAGUAUAAAAGCCACACAAAAGGUGGUACUACAUACCCUGGGUAUACUGAUGAUAAGACAGUGCCCAAGGAUAGUGUGACUCCAACUUUUGCUGCUGCGGCACUUUUCAUAAAUAAUGCCAGAUGGGAUGGAGUUCCGUUUCUUAUGAAAGCUGGGAAAGCUUUACACACAAAACGAGCUGAGAUUAGGGUACAGUUCCGACAUGUUCCUGGAAAUCUCUACAAGGGGAGUUUUGGCACAGAUCUUGAUAGGGCCACUAAUGAGCUUGUGAUACGUGUUCAACCGGAUGAAGCUAUUUACCUAAAGAUUAACAACAAGAUUCCUGGUCUCGGUAUGCGACUGGAUAGGAGUAACUUGAAUCUCCAUUAUGCAGCAAGGUACUCAAAGGAGAUACCGGAUGCUUAUGAGAGACUCUUGCUUGAUGCCAUCGAAGGUGAGCGCAGGCUUUUCAUCCGCUCGGAUGAGUUGGACGCUGCAUGGUCACUCUUCACACCCCUCCUGAAGGAGUUGGAAGAGAAGCGGAUAGCUCCUGAGCUCUACCCUUAUGGAAGCCGUGGACCUGUCGGCGCUCACUAUCUUGCCGCGAAGUACAAUGUAAGAUGGGGCGACUUGAGUGCAGAGCACUACAAGGCAUGAAACGAAGAUGGCUAUAUCUUUGUAAUGUUCUUGGUUUUCCAUUUCUGUAAGUUUGCACGCCCUGGUAGUGGGAUAGAUGCAAGAGAAAAAGAAGAUAAGAAUAAGGCGGGCAGUUAACUAGGUUGGAAGGCAUAAUUACAGCUGUCAAAAAUAUCUUUUCCUCAGAAGGACGAACUGAAGAUCUGCCAAGUUGAUCUCAUUUUGUGAAGUGAUCAUUGAUGGAGUUGGGCCGUCAAGCUUGUCAUGCUGGCGCCAUUUUUCUCUACCUGAUGAGUGCAAGAAACGGUCGACAUAUUUCUGCAUGGCUGGUGCCAUUGCCAUUUGUUAGCUACUUCACAUGUUUAGACGUUUAGUUUAGCAAGUCGGUGAGCUUUGGCUUGAACUAGUAAAAAUUUGUACUAAACUAAACCGUUUUGACAAGGAUUUGCAUUGAAGUUAGAAACCAAUA
Sorghum bicolor (sorghum) is the source of this 2474-nucleotide messenger RNA. Its product is annotated as glucose-6-phosphate 1-dehydrogenase 2, chloroplastic. Gene Ontology annotation, biological process: pentose-phosphate shunt, oxidative branch; glucose metabolic process. The record is from RefSeq and is a predicted model, not a curated record. Gene Ontology annotation, molecular function: NADP binding; glucose-6-phosphate dehydrogenase activity. Gene Ontology annotation, cellular component: chloroplast stroma. The transcript is spliced from 10 exons. Bases 236 to 2026 code for a protein of 596 amino acids. NCBI's taxonomy places the organism in Eukaryota, Viridiplantae, Streptophyta, Magnoliopsida, Poales, Poaceae.